Molecule: messenger RNA, 1641 nt
Organism: Colletotrichum truncatum
Lineage: Eukaryota; Fungi; Ascomycota; Sordariomycetes; Glomerellales; Glomerellaceae
Product: MFS alpha-glucoside transporter
Biological process (GO): carbohydrate transport; transmembrane transport
Cellular component (GO): membrane
Molecular function (GO): carbohydrate:proton symporter activity
Source: RefSeq, a predicted model, not a curated record
AUGGCAUCGCCACCCCAGCCAGAGAAAUUAGUUGUCCAAUCAACGGACCAUGACGAAGCAGGCAACGAAGCCGCUCGGACAACAAAAGAAAUAUCUAUUGAAGCCGAGGCCAAAGGCCAAGGCGUCACUGGAUAUGAAGAGUUGACACCGUGGCAGACCGUUAAGCAGCUCAAAUUUGUCUGCCUCAUCUGCUUUGCUGUCACUUUCAGCGCUGCUACUGAUGGAUAUCAGGUGGGAAUGGUCGGGAACAUCAUUGCCAACAAAGGUUUUGUGAAAAAGUUCGGCACCCAGACAACCUCGGAUGGCGACGUUGUCCUUGCCUCCUCUGUUCUUAGUCUUUGGAACAUCCUUGCUUCUGUCGGACAACUCACUGGCAUGAUUACUUUGCCCUUCCUUUCCGACAGGUUUGGUCGAAAAGCUUCAAUGUAUUACUAUUGGUUGUUGCUCACCAUCAGUGUUAUCCUUGAAUGCGUCGCCCAAAAUUGGCAGGUCUGGCUAGUAUCGAAGAUAUUUGGAGGGCUCGGCGUCGGUUGUCUACAAUCAACGAUCCCUACUUAUAUAUCGGAGGUGGCGCCGAUUCGCGUUCGAGGUGCAUUCCUCAUGUGCUACAGCUUUUGGUUUACACUUGGUCAGUUCUUCGCUCCGGUUGCACUCCAGGUUUUGCAUUCGCAGAAGCCUGAAGACUACCUAACUCCUAUAUACACCCAGUUCUCUCAGCUCGGCAUCAUGAUUAUUAUCUACCUCCUGAUUCCGGAAUCACCGGCCUGGUGUGCCUCAAGGGACAAAGAAGAAAGGGCAAAGAAAUCUCUCAAGCGACUAUAUAGGGGGGUCCCUGGCUACGAUGUGGACCACCAGUACAACCUCCUGGUCCUCACCGUCAAACACGAGCGCCAGCUGGCUGUCGAGCAACGACAAGAAAGCUGGACGGCCAUCUUCAGGGGUAGUGAUGGCAAGCGUACCAUAGUUUCCCUCUGGACGCUCAUGGCACAGCACUUCAUUGGACUUGGUGUCUUUUUUAGUUACAGCACCUACUUUUUCCAACAAGUCGGAUUCGAAGACCCAUUCAAAGUCACUUGCAUCACUUCGAGUAUCAAUAUUGCCUUCAGUAUUAUUAUCAUCGCCCUAGCCGACGGCAUUGGCCGCCGCAUCCUGGCUUGUAGCGGGACCACUAUUUGCUGGCUGUGUACUGUUGUCGUUGGUAUUCUGGGCGUUGUACCAAGUUCCAACGCCACCAGCUACCUCUUGGUUCUCUUUGUUUGUAUUUGGAACAUCGGAUUGGUUGCCAAUGGAGCCACUGGCUGGGGCUUUAUCGGCGAGAUUUCGUCCCAGAGACUUCGUCCCUACACGGCUGGUUUUGCAGCUGGAUCAUGUUCUUUGGCGGGUAUUCUCUUCGGUUUUCUGACGCCGUAUAUGCUUAAUGCUCAUCAGUGGAACUGGGGCUUGAAAGCCAGUUGGCUGUAUGCAGGACUCGGGCUACCGUUCACCGCCGCCAUGUGGUUUUUAAUUCCAGAAACAAAAAAUCGUUCCGCGGCCGAGCUGGAUGAACUUUUUGAGAGAAAGAUCAAGCCGUGGCGGUUUCAUAAGACAACCACCGCAACUCAGAGGGUUGUUGAGCAAAACAAAGUUAACCAUUCACAAUAA